GCAAAAAAAGCAACGUCUUUUCUCUUUCCCGUCAGAAUCAAGCAAAGCGCGAUCCCUCUCUCUGCCUCUCUCAAUAGAGCUAAAAAUCCCCAGUCGCAUUUCAACAGCGAGAUCUCCUCAAUCUCAGUCGAGAUGAUACUUCUCCAGUCUCCAUCACGAUUCGUCCUCCAAACUCUGCAGAAUCGCGUGCUCAAUAGCACAGAGAAGGGCAUUGACCUCGAUUGCCAGGCCGUUGAGUUCGAUGAUGUUCGGUAUCACAUUCAGUUCUCUAUGAAAAAACCGGAUGUGGCUCUGGUGUCAGUGUCAUUGCCAACUCCACCGCCAGAAACGGUGUUCAUUGAAGGUUUGCCUGUUGGGGCUUUAGAGGCGGUGAAGGUGGUCUAUGGAGCGCUGAUACAGAUUCUUGAUCCUCCGAAGGAUGGAUAUAAUCUUACGAUGAAGCUCAUUUUGUCGAAACUUCCGGCUGAUGAAGGUUCAACGAGUUCCUUUCUCAAGGUUAUUAUGAGCUUGAUAUAGUAGAGAGAGUGCACACCAUUGAUGUCUGAUAUGUGAUAUUUCAUUUGUUAUUUUAGUUGAUAUUUUGUGCAAUCAUGCUGAAGUAGCUUUUAUUAGUUUGUUAUAGAAGAAUUGGAAAGUUGUUUGUCCUAAAAGCCGAUAGCUUAGACCAUGAGAAAUUCCAUUUGGUUAUGUGGCUUAAACUUAACGAUAUUGGUUAUAG
Molecule: messenger RNA, 718 nt
Organism: Asparagus officinalis (garden asparagus)
Lineage: Eukaryota; Viridiplantae; Streptophyta; Magnoliopsida; Asparagales; Asparagaceae
Product: actin-related protein 2/3 complex subunit 2A-like
Exons: 3
Coding region: 133-516 (127 amino acids)
Biological process (GO): actin filament polymerization; Arp2/3 complex-mediated actin nucleation
Cellular component (GO): Arp2/3 protein complex; actin cytoskeleton
Molecular function (GO): actin filament binding; structural constituent of cytoskeleton
Source: RefSeq, a predicted model, not a curated record